Molecule: messenger RNA, 2167 nt
Organism: Asterias rubens (European starfish)
Lineage: Eukaryota; Metazoa; Echinodermata; Asteroidea; Forcipulatida; Asteriidae
Product: repetitive proline-rich cell wall protein 2-like
Exons: 1
Source: RefSeq, a predicted model, not a curated record
UUUCUCCAGCCAGCCGCACCAGAGCGCCAACAACUCCUUCCAGCCGCACGACCACUCCUGCCUCAACCCUUCCAGCCAGCCGCACCAGAGCACAAACACCUCCUAGCAACCGCACCAGAGCAGAAACCCCUCCUAGCAACCGCACCAGAGUAUCAAAGCCUCCAGCCAGCCGCACCAGAGCACCAACCCCUCCUAGCAACCGCACCAGUGCAGAAACCCCUCCUAGCAACCGCACCAGAGCAAAAACCCCUCCUAGCAACCGUACCAGAGUAUCAAAGCCUCCAGCCAGCCGCACCAGAGUACAAACCCCUCCUAGCAACCGCACCAGAGCAGAAACCCCUCCUAGCAACCGCACCAGAGUAUCAAAGCCUCCAGCCAGCCGCACCAGAGCAGAAACCCCUCCUAGCAACCGCACCAGAGUAUCAAAGCCUCCAGCCAGCCGCACCAGAGCACAAACCCCUCCUAGCAACCCCACCAGAGUAUCAAAGCCUCCAGCCAGCCGCACCAGAGCUCAAACCCCUCCUAGCAACCGCACCAGAGCAGAAACCCCUCCUAGCAACCCCACCAGAGUAUCAAAGCCUCCAGCCAGCCGCACCAGAGCACCAACCCCUUCUAGCAACCGCACCAGAGCAGAAACCCCUCCUAGCAACCGCACCAGAGUAUCAAAGCCUCCACCCAGCCCCACCAGAGCACAAACCCCUCCUAGCAACCGCACCAGAGCAGAAACCCCUCCUAGCAACCCCACCAGAGUAUCAAAGCCUCCAGCCAGCCGCACCAGAGCACAAACCCCUCCUAGCAACCGCACCAGAGCAGAAACCCCUCCUAGCAACCCCACCAGAGUAUCAAAGCCUCCAGCCAGCCGCACCAGAGUACAAACCCCUCCUAGCAACCGCACCAGAGCAAAAACCCCUCCUAGCAACCGUACCAGAGUAUCAAAGCCUCCAGCCAGCCGCACCAGAGUACAAACCCCUCCUAGCAACCGCACCAGAGCAGAAACCCCUCCUAGCAACCGCACCAGAGUAUCAAAGCCUCCACCCAGCCCCACCAGAGCACAAACCCCUCCUAGCAACCGCACCAGAGCAGAAACCCCUCCUAGCAACCCCACCAGAGUAUCAAAGCCUCCAGCCAGCCGCACCAGAGCACAAACCCCUCCUAGCAACCGCACCAGAGCAGAAACCCCUCCUAGCAACCCCACCAGAGUAUCAAAGCCUCCAGCCAGCCGCACCAGAGUACAAACCCCUCCUAGCAACCGCACCAGAGCAAAAACCCCUCCUAGCAACCGUACCAGAGUAUCAAAGCCUCCAGCCAGCCGCACCAGAGCACCAACCCCUUCUAGCAACCGCACGACCAGUUAUACCUCAACCCAUCCAGCCAGAAGCACAUCAACAGCUCGCAGACGCACCUUGUCUACCAUCACACUAUGACGCAUUGGCUCAAGAUAUUCGAGUUGGAAGAAACCAUCGUCCACAUGAUGAUGACCCUCAAUAUGAUCUGCAUGAAGAUAUCAAAGAAGGCCACGUACCGUUAUACAACAGAAGAACAGCAUUGACCCAACAUUUAACCAGGACCAUGGACUUUUUCACGAAUUGCAUGUUUUUUUCAACUUCCUCUUCUACCACCACCACUACCACCACUACUACUACCACUACUACUACAACAACUAGAUCAAGAACAACAACCAGACCAACAACACCAACAACAACAACAACGACAACAACGACAGCCACAUCAACAUCAACAACAACCACCACAACAAUGGCAGUCACGGCAACGACAGCCACCACCACCCGCAUAUCAGCCACGUCCACCACCAUACUAGCUACAGCCUUUACCGCAUAGCCAAAGCCAUUACCACUCUAGUAACAGCCAUUGCAACAUUAGCCACAGAGAGAAAGUGGUAUUUUUUGAGAAAGGGGUCAUUUUUCACUCAAACAAUAUCAUACCUAAAUGGCUUUUUAUUAUGCAUCUGAAAGCACACAAAACUAUACACCAAUGGUGUUUUUUCGUUCACUAUUCUCGGCAAAUCCGAUGGCCAAUUGAGCUGAAAUGUUCACAAGAUUGUUAUUUUUAUGCGUUCUGGGAUAUGUUCACAAGAUUGUUAUUUUUAUGCGUUCUGGGAUACACCAAUGGAGAAUACUAGUCUUUGAAAAUUAUUACCGAACGUGUC